This is a messenger RNA of Ornithodoros turicata, 3089 nucleotides long. RefSeq names its product neprilysin-4-like. Gene Ontology annotation, molecular function: metalloendopeptidase activity. The record is from RefSeq and is a predicted model, not a curated record. The transcript has 23 exons. Bases 401 to 2575 code for a protein of 724 amino acids. Lineage: Eukaryota; Metazoa; Arthropoda; Arachnida; Ixodida; Argasidae. Gene Ontology annotation, cellular component: plasma membrane. Gene Ontology annotation, biological process: protein processing.
GCCAUCUGCGCAUCGAGAUCGAGAAUACCAUGCAAUAUGGCGAUAUGGAAACACGCAAUAUGAGGGAAAUAUCCAAAUGACCUUGCGUCACGUUAUUUCACGUGAUUGACGGCAGUCAAGCGUAUACGGGUAAGGGAGGCAUACAACUCCAGCGUUUCUUGCGCAGAACUGUAAGCAACCGCAGCGGCCUCUGUCGCCUCUUCCAUCAUCGGUUGCUGCAUCCUUCCUGCAACAAGUACAUCAUACGUGCGUGCCGGCAUUUCACGGUCCACAGGCAUCACUCGCGCUACCGCUGUCACCGCCAAGGCCUUGCAACGAGGGUCCCUAACAAAGAACGGUAAUCAUCAGGGGCCCUACACUUUAAAAAGUGAACUUCACCACAGAGGGAGAGUUAUCUACUAUGAGGGUCCUAGCUCUCCUCAUCGGCUUGUCGCACCUUGGAAUCGGGCACGUAGAAGGCAAAGAAAUCCCACGUUUCGGAUCACGAGGAAGAACAGAGUGUCCCACUGAAGAGUGCAAGACAGCAGGACAGACCCUGUCGUCGUACCUGAACUCAAGCAUAGAUCCAUGCGAUGACUUUUAUGAGUUUGUGUGCCAGAGAUGGACGGAGAACACAACGGUUUCCGAGGAACGUGGGAGUUACGGAGCGUUUGACAUUGUUCAAGAGAAGUUGCAGCUAGAUCUCAAAAAAAUAUUUGAAGACUCCAAGGACGACAAGGGCAAAAGCUGCAUCAUCGCCAAGCUAAAGGAUGCUUACAGAGCUUGCACUGAUGAAAACUUCCCAGAAGCUCGUACUCUCGAAGCUCUUGCGGACGUGCUGGCUACAGUAGGCAUGCCGAAUUGGCCUCACAUGUCUACCACUUCUGCUACUCCCAAAUGGGAAGACAUAUACCCGAAACUUGUAUCGGAACUCGGUAUUACUCCCAUUUUCUCGCUCUCCAUCGGUCAGGACUCUAAGAACGUGUCCUACUUCACGCUAAUGUUAGAUCAAAUGGACUUCACCAUGAUCGGACGCAAUGAGCUCAUCAAUCAGAGCGACCCACAAAAUAAGCCUAUAGCGGACGCCUACAAAGAUUACAUAGCGGGUGCUGUGAAAAUAAUGAAUAACGGCCAACGUGACGACAAAGAAGCUCGACGUGUCGCCGAAGAAAUAGCCAAGUUUGAGGGAGAACUAGCAGAGAUGACGAGGCGAGAUGAAGAAAGGCGGGACCACGCAAAGAUGUACCGUAAAAUGACCAUAUUGGAACUUCAGAAAGAGCUUCCUCAGGUGAUGUGGAUUGAGGUGUUCAACAACAUUUUUCACAAAUCGGUGAUCAAGAUUCCAAUCUCGCUCCAAGAUACUUUAGUGAUAUUCGAACUCAACUACUACAAGUCCGCGUUGAAAUUCUUGGAAACGCAGGACAGGCAUGUAGUCUUCAACUACUUCGGUUGGCAAGUGCUCUCGAUGCUGGGGCCAGUGGAUUCAAAGAAGUUCGGAGACCUCAAGGUGAAGCUAGACAAUGCUACUAGAGGAAUCACAAAACGACCUGAAAAGUGGAAGCGGUGCGUUGAUCACUUGAAUGAUCUCGCUGAACACGCUGUAGGACGCAUGUACGCUGAUGAGAAGUUCUCGCGAGAAGCAAAGGACGACAUGUUACACUUGGUAAAAGUUCUCGUGGAUACCUUCAAAGAAAUGUUGAAAGAGAAUACUUGGAUGGAUGACGAGACGAGAGCUACAGCUAUAGCAAAGGUCAAUACAAUGAGCCCUAAAAUCGGUUACCCAGACUGGGUGAAAGACAACGCGGAGCUGGAGAAAGUUUACAGAUACGUUUUAGGGUUCAAGAAAGGUACUCCUUACGUCACCAUGUAUGCGAACCUCAUGAAGAACUACGCCUUGGUGUUGCUUUCGAAAGUCCAUGACGUCUACGAUAAGUCUUACGAAUGGGUCACCGGAGCAGCAGUUGUGAACGCGUUCUAUUAUCAAGGAGGCAACGAGAUAGUGUUUCCAGCUGGGAUUCUGAAGAGACCUUUCUACGAGCGUGGUUUACCGAUCGCAAUAAAUAUGGGGGCCAUAGGAAUGGUAAUCGGCCAUGAGAUCACGCACGGAUUCGACGACGAAGGUAGUCAGUACGGUGCAGAUGGGUCCUUGAAAGACUGGUGGAACGUGGAAACUAAGAAAACGUUUCGCGAGAAAGCACAGUGCUUUGUGGACCAAUAUGGCAAAACUGGAGACGAGCAAUCCGGGAAAUAUCUGAAUGGCGUGAACACUCAAGGCGAAAACAUUGCCGACAAUGGGGGUCUUCGAGCGGCAUACAAGGCCUUACAAGCGGCGAAGCGAGAACCGAACUAUAAGGACAUGUAUUUACCAGGCUGGGAGGACCUCGAGAGUGAUAAGUUAUUCUUCAUAUCGAACGCUCUGGUGUGGUGUACUAAACACAAGACUGGCGCGCUUAUACAAGCUAUACAGUACGAUUAUCACAGUCCAGCAAAAUACAGGGUGAAUAUACCGAUGAGCAACAUGAAGGAAUUUUCGGAAGUAUUCUCUUGCAGCUCUUCGAGCCGGAUGAACGCUAGCACGAAAUGCGCCAUAUGGUAGAGGGAAAAAAAGGAAGCCGUGGAAACCUGUAUUAGUUGUAUGCGUGCCAAAGAACAAAUUUUUGCGUUGUUUCUAUAACCUGCUCGAAUGCGCGGCUCAUUGCAUCGCCUGGUUCUUUGUUACUGGUCACUACUCGCUCUGAGGUGAGGAGGCUUCUCUGGGUACACAGCAAUGAAACAUCAUACUCUUACAAGACCAGGGAAUUUUCGACACGCUGGUUACGGCAUCCCAAAUCUUUAUAUAGGUCGCACACCUUGUGAUGUGACUUGAAACCUCACCACGACUCUCCCAACCUCAAUCCCCAAAACCGCCAUCGAGAGUUUUGAUGUCGCACAUACUACUACGUACUACGCCAGAUAAUUCAGGACCUGUUCCGUGUGUCUUAAUGGGGGUAUCAAUGGGUGUACCCUGUUCAAACUGGGACAACCGGCCCAUCUUGGGACCGCCAGUGCUUCUUGCUGUGCCUUCAAUAUGAGUGCAGUAGCAUUAAUAAAGGAUAAUUGUUCACAAUGAG